Molecule: messenger RNA, 2262 nt
Organism: Telopea speciosissima
Lineage: Eukaryota; Viridiplantae; Streptophyta; Magnoliopsida; Proteales; Proteaceae
Product: transmembrane 9 superfamily member 3
Exons: 7
Coding region: 65-1843 (592 amino acids)
Biological process (GO): protein localization to membrane
Cellular component (GO): membrane
Source: RefSeq, a predicted model, not a curated record
GCUACGUCGAUUUGUUUUUGUUCAUUCGGUCUCUCUUCGCUUCUUCUUCAAGACGUAAGAGGAAAUGAGGAAGUUAAUUGCUUCCGUGGUCGUCGUCACUGUUCUUAUCCUCUGUUAUGGAAGCCAAGUCAGGUCGGAUGCCUCUAACCAUCGCUAUAAGUCCGGAGAUCCGGUGCCUCUGUUUGCAAACAAGGUUGGCCCAUUUCACAAUCCCAGUGAAACUUAUCGGUAUUUUGAUCUUCCAUUCUGUUCCCCAGCUCAUGUGACUGAGAAGAAAGAAGCUCUUGGUGAAGUCUUGAACGGAGAUCGUUUAGUCAGUGCUCCCUACAAGCUCGAGUUCCUUGGUGACAAAGACUCUGACGUUGUCUGCAAAAAGAAGCUGUCUAAGGAAGAGGUAGUUCAGUUCCGAAAUGCCGUCACUAAGGACUACUACUUUCAGAUGUACUAUGAUGAUUUGCCGAUCUGGGGGUUCAUUGGAAAGGUUGACAAGGAAGGCAAGACUGACCCCAGCGACUACAAGUACUACCUUUAUAAGCACAUUCAUUUUGACAUUGCUUACAACAAGGAUCGUGUCAUUGAAAUAAAUGUCCGAACUGACCCACAUUCCUUGGUGGAUCUGACCGAGGAGAAGGAAGUUGAAGUCGAGUUCAUGUACUCUGUGAAAUGGAAGGAAACCACCAUUCCUUUUGAGAAGAGGAUGGAUAAAUACUCAUCGUCUUCUGCACUGCCUCAUCACUUGGAAAUCCAUUGGUUUUCAAUUAUUAAUUCAUGUGUCACAGUUCUUCUCCUGACUGGGUUUCUAGCGACUAUUCUCAUGCGAGUACUCAAGAAUGAUUUUGUCAAGUAUGCUCAUGAUGAAGAAUCAGCUGAUGACCAAGAAGAGACUGGAUGGAAGUACAUUCAUGGUGAUGUGUUCCGGUUUCCCAAGUACAAGUCAUUGUUUGCAGCAUCCCUUGGUUCUGGCACACAGUUAUUUACCCUUACCAUUUUCAUCUUUAUCCUUGCACUUGUUGGGGUAUUUUACCCAUACAAUCGGGGAGCUCUAUUCACUGCACUGGUUGUCAUAUAUGCACUUACAUCGGGUAUUGCUGGAUAUACUGCCACAUGUUUCUAUUGCCAACUUGAAGGAACAAAUUGGGUGAGGAAUCUGUUGUUGACUGGAUGCCUCUUUUGUGGGCCUUUGUUCUUCACGUUCUGCUUCCUUAACACUGUUGCAAUUGUUUACAGUGCCACAGCAGCUCUGCCAUUUGGCACUAUAAUGGUAAUAGUUCUUAUAUGGACAUUAGUGACAUCACCUUUGCUUGUAUUGGGUGGGAUUGCUGGUAAAAACAGCAAGGCUGAGUUCCAAGCUCCUUGCCGAACAACAAAGUAUCCCAGAGAAAUUCCUCCAUUGCCUUGGUACCGGGCAAGUCUUCCUCAGAUGGCAAUGGCAGGUUUUUUGCCUUUCAGUGCCAUUUACAUCGAGCUUUACUACAUAUUUGCCAGUGUGUGGGGUCACAGGAUUUACACCAUUUACAGCAUCCUGUUCAUUGUCUUCAUAAUUCUUCUAAUUGUCACCGCUUUCAUUACUGUGGCAUUGACAUACUUCCAACUUGCGGCUGAAGACCAUGAGUGGUGGUGGAGGUCUUUCCUCUGUGGAGGAUCAACUGGUUUAUUUAUCUAUGGUUACUGCCUGUACUACUAUUAUGCACGAUCAGAUAUGUCUGGUUUCAUGCAAACCUCGUUCUUCUUUGGGUACAUGGCUUGCAUCUGUUACGGCUUCUUCCUUAUGCUUGGAGCUGUGGGUUUCCGUGCCUCUUUGCUUUUUGUCCGUCACAUAUACCGCUCCAUCAAGUGUGAGUAGUGAAUUGGGGGUCAUCCAUCAAGGAAAUACUGAAGUGUUGAUAAUGGUUGGGUGGGAGGUGGGAUCUUCUCCAAGUCAAUCAGGUAUGUUUCUUUUCUUUUUUUUUAAGGAUCUGUCAUAGAGAAGGUGACUUUAAUUUUGUUAAAAAGGUAGAUGGAGAGAGAACAUCUGAUCUUCAGAAAGCAAGAUGCUGGGUCUUAGUUGAGGCCAUGUUUUCUGGAACUGGAUUGGAAUCCUAUAUUGUGCCUUUGCGGAAAAGGGUUGUUUAGCAUUUCAUUAGUUUAUUAAUCUUGAUGGUAUCUGUAAUCUAAGAAAACACAAAUCUUGGGAACUUGGGAAGAAAACUUUGUAUCAUUACAUGUACUUGCAGUCGUUGGAAAACAAAUUUUUUCAUCUAUAUAUAGAUAACUCUUGGAACA